UUCCGUGAUUCACUUUUUUGUGCGACGGCUGCGACAGCACGUUGUUGGAAGCUGAGCCUGGUGCUAGUAAAAUGUCAGAGACCCAAGUGGAGCGAACUAGUCCGAUAAAAGAGCCGGCAAUGGCCGUAUCACACCCUCAGAAGCGUUAUUACAGACAGAGAGCCCACUCCAACCCCAUGGCAGAUCACACCUUCCAAUACCCAGUGAAACCUGAACUAAUGGACUGGUCUGAAUACUACCCAGAAUUUUUUAAACCCUUGUCCUCUGAUUGUCGCCAUGACGAUGUAAAGGAUUUGACAGAAGAGAAGAUGAAAGAACAUCAGGUGGAAUUUGCAGACAUUGGCUGUGGAUAUGGUGGUCUGUUAGUUGAAUUGUCUCCCCUGUUCCCAAACACUCUCAUGCUUGGACUGGAGAUUCGUGUGAAGGUGUCUGAUUACGUGCAGGACAGAAUAAGGUCCUUGAGGCUCUCCCAUCCUGGUCAGUACCAGAACAUUGCUUGCAUCCGGAGCAACGCCAUGAAGUACUUGCCCAACUUCUUUAAAAAAGCCCAGCUGAGUAAGAUGUUUUUCCUGUUUCCCGAUCCUCAUUUCAAGAAAACAAAACACAAAUGGAGGAUUAUCAGUUCCACUCUUCUAGCUGAAUAUGCCUAUGUACUGCGUGUUGGGGGCCUAGUCUACACUAUAACUGAUGUGGAGGAGGUCCACCACUGGAUGGUGAAACAUUUCAUAGAGCAUCCCCUUUUUGAGAGAGUCUCUGAAGAACAACUGGCAGAUGAUAUAAUUGUGGACAAGUUGGGCAUCUCUACUGAAGAAGGAAAAAAGGUCCAGCGGAACAAAGGACAUAAUUUCUUGGCUGUAUUUUGCCGGGUAGAAAACAAAACAUUUAGAAAUCGAGAUACUUAAUAUUGUGACAGGAUGCUUUCCAUUCAGUGUUUUUAUUUCCAAGUGACAAUAUCUGAUGGGAGUAAUUACAACCGAAGGACUGUUUAGCUUUUAGCACUUGUUUACAAUCUUCCUAUCUAUCCUUAUGAGGGACAGCUAAUUUGUUUUACAGUGCUGGAGAAGAUUAUCAAACACAACUUGGCAACUACUUGUUAAAUUUACUGGAAGAAGGUUCCAUACCCCAGCUAUGUAAAUAUAUAUAUGUAUGAAUCUUCACUACUUUUUUAAAUCGUAAGCAGGGCAUAUAAAGGUAAUUUCGACAUUUUCAUCUCUUAAUGGACGCUUUCAUCCGGAUGCAAAUGACAUGUCAAGUGCAAGUUGAAAUACUCUCCUCGGUAGCCCAGAAUUAAGGUGAUCAUGGUCGGACCUACAUUUAAUAAAAAUGUGAAAUGUG
Pelobates fuscus (common spadefoot toad) is the source of this 1335-nucleotide messenger RNA. RefSeq names its product methyltransferase 1, tRNA methylguanosine (gene METTL1). Lineage: Eukaryota; Metazoa; Chordata; Amphibia; Anura; Pelobatidae. Gene Ontology annotation, biological process: RNA (guanine-N7)-methylation; tRNA methylation. Gene Ontology annotation, molecular function: tRNA (guanine(46)-N7)-methyltransferase activity. The transcript has 6 exons. The record is from RefSeq and is a predicted model, not a curated record. The coding region runs from base 72 to 902 and encodes 276 amino acids. Gene Ontology annotation, cellular component: tRNA methyltransferase complex.